Molecule: messenger RNA, 35980 nt
Organism: Pelobates cultripes (western spadefoot toad)
Lineage: Eukaryota; Metazoa; Chordata; Amphibia; Anura; Pelobatidae
Source: the annotation of a GenBank genome assembly
AUGUUUAAUAAAUCGUUUGGAAGUCCGUUUGGAGGGGGUACUAGUGCAUUUGGAGCCACAUCAACAUUUGGACAAAGUAAGUGUUUAGAAGCAGUGUGGUAUGUAUCAGGUGUAUGGAUUGCAUGUCAAUAAGCAGCCUAUAGGUUUCUGUAAAACAUGUCUGUGGCAGUGUUAACCUAAUGCCAAUAUCUAAAUAUGCAUUGAUUUCUAUUAGUCCUCUCUUUAUUCCCUAUCCUAACAAUUCAAAGCACACUGAACAUGCUUGUCAUGUUUAAAGAAUCUUGAAACACAUGAAAUACAAAUCCCCAAUUUUUCUCUUAUUUUCGUUCUGGCAGCAGCUGGAUUUGGCACAACUCCCACUACGGGCUUUGGAACAACAGCUUUUGGCACAAACAAUAACAGUGGAGGCCUGUUUGGGAACACGCAGAACAAACCAGGUAGGUUGCUAUACAUUUCUGACUGUGAUUGACUAACAGUGAAUGAAUGGUCUGGUCUUUCAGCAUCUUGUGAUUGGUGUUUAAAGAAACAGAAAAGAGGAGACACCUAAUGGGAGUGCACAGUCCUGGCUCCACCAACCCCCUCUCCCCCUAAUAAAAUUAACAAGAAAUUAAUAACAUUCCAAUGCAAUCCUUAAAGAAGCACUACAGUAUUAGGAUUACAAACAUGUAUUCCUAAUCCUUUCCCUGUCCCUUGUCAGAAAUAGGUCCCUCACCUCAAAAAGUCAAAUAUUUACAUACCUUUUUCCAGUGUUGAGGCUUCCUCAUAGUGGAGCACUGGGGACUUAAAGGGACACUAUAGGCACCCAGAGAACAUCAGCUCACUGUGUCCCAGUUCCCUUAACCCUGCAAAGUUAUUGAGAAACUGCAAUAACUACCUUGCAGAGUUAACUCUAAGCAUCCGGACUUCCCUCUAGUGGCUGUCUGGCAGACUACUUUUGGUUGCUUGACGUCCUCACACUGUGCAUGAAGAUGUCCAUGACCUGAAACGCCCCAUAUUGUAUAAUGCAUUUCUAUGGGGAAUCACUAAUGUGAGUGCGGCCGUUGCCACGCAUGUGCAUUAAUUGUCCCUGGCGGACAUCAAGCCAGUGCCGACGGACAUCGGUGCUUUACUCGGGUAAUUGACAGAAGGGGUUUUCUGCACCACAGGAGGGCCACUAUAGGAAGCUCUGGUGCCAGGAAAGCAACGUUGUUUUCCUAGCACUAUAGAUUCCCUUUAAUGCGCAUUCAAACUUUCCCAUAGGGUGAGUGCAGCAGAAGUCUCUAUUGGCUGUCAGUAUGAGACCUAACCAUGCAGUGUAAACAUUUUACAUUUCAGGGUUAAAAGGACCGGGACACUGCACCCAGACCACUUCAAUGAGAAUAAGUAAUCUGGGUGACUAUAUAAUGUUCUUUAUUGGUGCCUACUAAUAGGACAAUUUAGGCUGAGUUUGUGAUGGAUGACAUGCAGCUGUUUAAUAGAUCACCUGAUGUUUAAGCAUUGUGCCUGGGGAUUUGUCCUCCAAAUCUGAUCUCUGAAACUACUUGCUUUGUGCAGUUUUUGCCUUCUUGCAGCAUGUGCAUCGUUUGGCCUCUGCAGUAUGACCUCUAGUGACUUUAUGAUCAUGAAUGGAUGAUUGUGCACAACCCAAACCACCUCCUAAACAUCUGGAAGAACAAUAAUUGAAUGUAUCUCUAGUAAUCACUCUGCCUUACGCGGCCAUCAAGAGCAGUUACUUUGCUUGGUCACCAAACUGUCUCCCUUUAUUUCCCCCUUCCCAGGAGGACUGUUUGGCUCAACUACAUUUAACCAGCCAGCAACAUCCUCCACAAGCGCAGGAUUUGGUUUUGGUACAUCCACCGGUACUACAAACAGCCUAUUUGGUUCAACAAACACUGGAGGAGGCCUCUUCUCAUCUCAAAACAAUGCAUUUGGACAGACCAAGCCUGCUACCUUUGGCAGUGAGUGACACCUUUGUCAUCUGCAUGUCUACUGGAUAUUUUGAAAACCUGUCAUUCAAGUAAUUUGUGCAAUUCUUAUAAUCUUUGCUGUCUUUUUCUUUAGAUUUUGGGACCAGUACAAGCAGUGGCGGUCUCUUUGGAAACACAAACACCACUUCAAACCCUUUUGGCGGAAACUCCAGUUCCCUCUUUGGGGCUAGUACUUUUACAGCCGCACCAACUGGAACCACAGUUAAAUUUAAUGUAAGUUAAAAGCAGUCAUUUUAGAGGUGUGUUAGGGAAGGAAUCGUGUGACUUAAGGCUUCUCGUGCUUGAGUCUUGCGUCUCCCCAACUGCUUUUCAAUUAGAUGUUCACGUAUAGGUCUCCUCUUGAUUUGCGCAGCAUCUCAUUUUCCCACGCAUGUGUACUAGUCUUCCAAUGUUUCUAUAUGGGAACCCAGUUUUUUUGUCACAGCAUGAGUUUCUAAACUUGGCAAAUCACAAUCUAUUUGUAAACCAGUUCUGGUUAUAAGAAUUUUAAUUCAAAAAUCAAACUGAAUCGGAUACUGAAUUGUUACCAUUUUCCUGCAGCCCCCUGCUGGUACAGACACCAUGGCCAAAGGAGGUGUUACCACCAAUAUCAGUACAAAGCAUCAAUGUAUUACAGCUAUGAAAGAAUACGAGAGCAAGUCCUUGGAGGUAAGUCUCUCAUUCGGUUAGGUUAUGUGAGAAGAUUUUCAUGUUUAGGACCUUAAAACCUGGUUUAACAAUUGUCCUAAUGAUAAACUUAAUGUCUAAGAUAAAUAUAACAUUUUGAAAAUGUGCAGAGUAUUCCAUUUACUUUGUAGUCAUGUAUAUCUUGUGACGUCUACAGGAGCUGCGUCUUGAAGAUUAUCAGGCCAACAGGAAAGGACCCCAGAAUCCAGUGGGAGCUGCAACAGGAACAGGACUGUUUGGAGCUUCAACGGCAACAUCAAGUGCAUCAACAGGGCUGUUUGGUUCCACAGCCAACACCAGCUUCUCGUUUGGUGGAAACAAAAACACAUUUGGCACUAGUAUGUAUUCCACCUGCUCUUCUGGUUGUGCCCUAUGUUAAAAUUAAUGAAGAUUUGCAGGACAUCCUGGUCUGUUCAUGUAGGUAUUUGACGCGAGCAGGUACCUGUUUGGUGUGAGCAGGGUUAAAUCCCUGUUCACAUUGUAAUUGGUGCUGGGCUUUGCAAGCUGCCCAGUCCUAUCAAUGUGAUUGAUUGGGGAAACAGAACUCCAUUGAUAAUUACACUGAAUGUAAUUAUGAUAAUGGUCAGUAGAUGGCGUUCAUAGACCACUAUCUACUGGGUUAAAUAGAAAACCCACUUUCUAAUUUCAGAAUUGAUAUUGGCAGAGAUUUACCGGAGGGUUAGUGGUGGAGAUAAGAUUAGCUGUAGGGUUAGUGUUGGUACUCUACUGUUUUAGAGUUGAGAAUAGUGUUAGGGAUACGAGUAAAAUUAAAGGUUGCGUACAGUUUUUGCAAACCUUAGGUAAGUGAUAUGGUUAGUAUAGCGUUAGCGUUGACUAUCGGAUUCAUUUCGAUCCUAAACACAUUGUGGUAUUUAACAGCCCAGACUGAUAUAUUCUUUUGAGUUUGUUGCACUAAUGUGUAAACUUUGGAAAAAAAAUUGUACACCCCACCCCUCACUUUAUUCCCAUUUGUAACAUUUUAACACUUAAUGUUAGGAUAUCAAAUUAAAGCCAUUUGUCUCUAAAAAUAAAACGUGUAUGGGGAAUGCUUGAAGAAAAACACUUUAUGGUGGAACAAAUCUAUAGCUUAAACUCAAGCUUUUAGUUCUGAGUUAGGAUAAUUCUCUGUCCUUCAGUAGUUAAAUAUCUAGAAACAUAACCCUAAUUAUCCUUUAAUGUUAUAAGUAUUCCAUUUUAUAUGGCGAUCUGAUUUUAAUGGCCUUUACUUUCUUACAGGUGCGAGUGGUUUUGGAGCAAGCACGGGAGGCCUCUUUGGAGCAACAGCCAGUCAGCCAGCUACCAGUUUGUUUAACAAACCCUUUGGAGCAGCAACAACAACGCCCAGUACUGGCUUCUCGUUUGGAAACACAAAUACUCUGGGUCAGCCCCAGCCUAACCCUAUGGUGAGUAUUGUAUUGUGACAUCCCAAUGGAACUCACAGUGUGUGUGUGUAUGUGUAUAUUUUUUUUUUUUUUUUCUGUCCCAGUUCUCACUUUGGACCUAAUUGACUUGCCUGACUAAUUCUGCAACCUCUACCCAGUCAAUGUUUCCCUUGUAAAUAAUUCCUUUUGUAUAAAUUAUACACUCUUCUAGGGUCUCUUUGGAACCACUCAAGCCACACAGUCUGCUGGUCUGUUUGGAACUACAACAAACACAAAUGCUGGCACUGCCUUUGGUACUGGGAGCGGCUUAUUUGGACCAACUAAUACUACUCCAUUUGGUGGUGUAGGCAGUUCGGUAUGUAGGAACGUUCAUGUCCUGAAGACUUCUUAUAGCUCAGUAUUGCUGGCCUGUAUAAAUCUGCUUAAUCAUGUUCUCUUUCUGUGACCACUGCACUGACCGUUUCCAAUUGUUACUUUGUUCCAACUUAAUGGACAGUAAACCUAAAUGCAAGCUCCGAGCAAUGUGACUGUUUAGUAUUAAAUCUGCUUUACUGCUGGAUUAACAUCUAGCCGAACAGUCUCAGACCACGUGGAGAUAAAUUAUUGGUUAUCUAUCAUUACAACCUAACUUGUGGACUGAUUUAAAUUCCCUUUAUUGUUUAAUACUUUUUUGGGUUUUUUGUGCGCGCGCACAUGUUAAUACCACUUAUUCUUGUCCAUUGCUCUUUUGUAGAAUUAAAGUGCCAGUGCUAGGUAUAUUUCUGUAAAUUUGCGUUGGUAUGCUUUUUAAACAUACAUUCUUUUCUUACAGACUCUGUUUAGUAACAAACCUGCUGGGUUCGGGACUACCACGACCAGUGCUCCUGCAUUUGGCACAAAUACCGGCGGGCUCUUCGGUAACAAACCAACCCUGACUUUAGGAACCAAUACAAAUGCUUCUAAUUUUGGUACAUAUGAGAGAGAAACCCAAAAGCAAUGGUUUAAUUUGGAACCACUACACUGUGUAUACCAUGUGUCCUUUCCGGCCUGCGUGGCUAGAGAACACCCUUUCUAUGUCCGUGUGAAUAGAUUCUCUCAUAGUGUAGAUUUAAAGCCAGCUUCCUGUGAGUCCAGCAUGACUGCACUUGUUAGGCCUGUGUUUUUCCAUUUGUAUUAGGAGCACCUAGUAUAUGGCCUGCUGUAAUAGCAGUUUUACAACAGUUUGAAAAUAAUCCUGUUGUACACCUUAACCUGCAUGAUUUCCCCCCGCCCCCCCUCACCUCCCACGUACUGUGAGUGUCCCCUUCCUUCUUGUGGUAUACACAGUGUAUUAGAAGACACUGCCACCUUUCUGACAUUAUAAGCUCUUAAGUUGGUUUAUUUCUCAUAAAGGCUCUUUAGGUAGUAGGUGUGGAAUAGUAACUAAAUAAAUGCUUAUGGUCAGAUUGUUAAAAGAACAAGUCUCAUCCUUGCUGGUAAUUGUCCAAUCCCAAUCUUCAGGCAGUCAUUAAUGGCUUUUCCCAGGGCUGCUCAGAUAUCGAUUAUUUUUUAUUUUUAUUUUUUUAUAUAUGUAGGAGGCAAAUCGUGCUAAGCUGGGGCUUAUUGUGGAAAAUAAAUUUGGAAUUCUAGAUGAUUAACAAGGUGAUUGCAGUUUUCUGCAAGCCUAGAACAGCUAGCAUUGUCAGUUGUUGAAUCUGGCUAAACUGACCUAGCUAUACACUUUUAACAAUUCUCAACACUUUUUUAGUUAGUGUUAAAAAAAAAAUAAAUAAAAAUAUUUUUUAAGCCGUCUUAUAUUUUGGUAACCAGACUGCAUGAAACUGUCUGAAAAUAAUUAUUUAUCAACAAAUCCUUAGAGUUCACAGUGCUUGUGAUAAUCAGGGAAUAGGUAGAAAUGUUCAAUGACCCCUCGGGUACAACACACAGCAUAAACCAACUCAUUUUAUUUUUUUUUGUGUGAAGGAUUUGGAUCAAACAAUACUGGGACAGGUCUCUUCAGCAAUAAGCCCGCCACUGGCACUCUUGGCACUGGACUUGGGACAGGAUUUGGAACAGGUAAAGUGGGGAAUAAAAUAGCUUCUCCAACCUGUCAAUCAAUUCUUUGGCAUAGACUCUGUAUCAAGGAAUUGAUUGAUAAAGGAGAGCAGAAGAGACCAACCACAGCAACCACCGUGCAUGUUCUGUGGUUGCUAUGGUAACUCCCUAGCACUGGCUCGGGAGUAUAUGAACGGAGUGACUCAUUUAUAGUCCGUUCAGAUGCUGGCAACAAAACCAGUGUGUCGGCGUCCUGUAGGUUUGCCAUGCUUGGGGAAGUGUCCCCAACCAGAGCAAAUGGGUAAAGAGACCGAACAGAGCUUGGAGGGUCGUGUAACUGGUAACAUGUUAUGGACCUAAUUUUUGCAAUGCCUGACUCUAGGGUUCCUGUUCUCUUUACUGAACGAUGUUGCUCUGAUAGUAGGCAGGAUGGGCACAUUUUGGGUGCUGAGCGGGCUUACUGUAAACCUUAUGGGGCAGAUUUCUCACUAGCGGAAUUGGAUAACUUUACCAUUAUUGAUACUUGUUCCCCUCUCCUAGCUUUGAACCCUGGACAGACUUCCCUGUUUGGAAACAACCAGCCAAAGCUGAGUGGCACACUUGGAACUGGCACAUUUGGAAACACAGGAUUUAAUGCCUCUUCAUGUCUUGGCAAUGCUCAAGUCCCUGUUGGUGAGUACUUAUCAUGUGACUAUCAAGAGCUUGUCCCAUAGUGCAGUAAUGGAACGUCUUCUGACCCAGUGUUGUGAAGAUUGCACCCUGGCGGCAUGUUCUGCAAAGCCUCCUGUUUACACUGGCAUCCUAAAGUUUAUAUAUCAUGGUUUUGUGGCACUGCACAGCUGGGUCCAGUGACCUAUGUCUUCUAGAGCCACACUGGAGGACAGUGUACCUUUUCUUCUCUAUUCUACUUGUUAGUUGACAGAUGAGGCCACUAACCCCUAGUUUGCCCUACUUAAUGUUGGAAAUACGUAGGUAUAAAAGAACAUGUUCAAUAACAUGCCACCUGUUAUCACUAAAUAGUGUCUUGUUAGCUGCUCAAAUAUAGUUUACAUCCAUUUGCUCAAAUUUUAAUUUUCUGAUUUUCUCACAGCUCUGACUGACCCUAAUGCAGCAGCCGCCCAACAGCUUGUUCUACAGCAACAAAUUAACACGCUGGCAUACUCUCCAUUUGGCGAUUCUCCUCUCUUCAGGAACCCCAUUUCUGACCCAAAGAAGAAGGAAGAGGUAAGUGUUUUGGCAAAACAUCUGCGAUCUACCAUUGGUAGAAGGGCUUUCCUGCCCAAAAACAGAUUAUGCUAAAGAGUCAUGGACCUGUGUAAUAUUAUAUUUUUUUUUUGGUGAGGGCACAUUGUUUGGCAUUGUGCUUGGUAUUGAUUCACUUAUCAGCUGUUCAGGUUGAAGAUCUCUCUUGUGCCUCUUUCCUAGCGCCUGAAACCGACCAAUCCAGCAGCUCAGAAAGCGUUAACCACUCCAACACACUACAAGCUAACACCACGUCCCGCAACCAGAGUCAGACCGAAAGCAUUGCAGACUGGCACUGCCAAAACACAGCUCUUUGAUGGACUUGAUGAUGAAGAGCCACCCCUUUCUAAUGGAGCCUUCAUGCCAAAGUAAUUGCAUAAAGCUCAUGUGUGCAUAUGUAUUUGCAUGGUGCAUGUGUAUGGUGGAUCAUUAAAUCUAAAUGUUAGAAAAAUUAUCUAAUGUUGGGAAUACAUGUUGGUGUUCAUUUAAGAUGGGUAAUAGCCAGAUUUUAAUAUGCCGUAUUUAAUGUAGUUUAGUGGUACUUCUUAGAAUUCCAGCACAGACUGGUUGUCGUCCUGGUGAACUCGAGGGGGGGGAGGGGGGGCGCGCGACAUCUAUGAAAAAUUAGGAUGUGGUUAUUUGCAUCCUUUUAAGAAUUGACGGGGUCUCUAACCGAUUCAUUGAUGAAUUCCCAGUGUUCAAAGCUUUGGUGUCUGGGUGGUCAUUUUGAAUGUUUGGUUGUGUUAGUCAGUCUGCAUUGUGGUGAGUUUAACCUGUUAGAGCUUUGUACGAGUAUAGAGUACUCGCCAGCAGUGGUUUAAAUCCAGGAACUUGUGGGGUGGCGGAGCCCUUUCUAUUGCUAUAUUCUCUCUUCUUGUUAGUCUAUCCAAUGCCAUGUUUCUUUUAUAGGAAGAGUAUAAAGAAGCUGGUCUUGAAAAAUCUGAACAGCAGCAGCCUGUACUCCCCAGUGAGCAGAGAGAGCGAGGAGUUGGCGUCCCCAUCUAGUUACGCUGAGAAUGGAGAGAGGUAAAUGUCACUUACUGCUCAGAUCUCUUCAGCAGACUGAUCUGUGGUCACCAUGUCUCUCCCUAAACGAAUUGGGCUAGAGUAAUUAUCUUUAUCGUUAAUUAAAACAAAGUUUGCUACACAUCAGCACAAAAACUGAAAUGGGCAGAUGUUGCUCUAUAUGGUGCUACAUUCUGACAACUGUGCCCAUUUGCAUUGCAUUCUGGAUAUGUCAUGACAUGCAAUCAAAUAGUCAAUCGGAAACCAGAAUAAUUUGGUACUCAAUGCAUCUGUCAAUUUUCCUAUUUAAUGGUCGAAUGCAGCCGACUUGUCUAAAACGAGGGUGGUUUUCUUGUAAUUAUACGAGGAAAACAAAAAGAAUUAACCUAGGGCCAAAAUUUAGAUAUCACAAGGUAGAGGGCACAAAAAAAGGUGUAACCCCUAAAUGGUGAAUAUCAUGGAGAAUAAACAAAAAAAAACAAAUGCCAUUCUAGCUGUGUAUGAUUUACUGAGAAGAUUGUAGAUUAAAAAGUAACUUUUAAUAAAUAAAUCUAAAAUAAAAAUAUAUAUAAAAAAAAAAUAUGAACAGCAGGAGUAAAUGGAGACUAUACAGUGAGUAAAACUCUGUGACUACUUAUACAAGCUGUAAAAGUGUAUACAUAAUAACACUAAUGCUGAAGCAAUACUGUUUAGCUACAAUAUAACAGUGUAUUCCCAAGUAAUAGAAGUGAUACUAUAUUAUAUAUCACUAAUAACUGUAACAAGAGGGGGAGCUAAGACAACUGCUAAACCAGUGCUGUUAAAAGAUAUGGAUAAGUAAAUCCCUACAUGAUGGUACAACUAACGACAUGGGUUAACUCCACAUACAAUAAUUGGUAAUGUUCUAUGGUGCUUAACCUCAGAAAGAUCAAAGGUAAUGGUUCAGCUAAGACAGAUUUCAGCUAAGACAGAACCGGCGAUUAGCCAGUUAAAUAUCACAAAAGCUGCCUAGAUCAUAGCAGCAUUUUGAUAAUAAAUUAAAGAUUGCUGUCAAGCAGUAAAGUAUAAAAUAAGGGAUUGGUGACCUGGCUCAAUUUUUUUUUCUGCAAGAUACCUAGCAGUAUAUUCUAGUGUAACAACAACUGCCUGCACUGAAUGUUAACUUAUGCUUGACCACAGUGGAGCACAAAAUAGUAGCUCACCUGUGAAGGACUGCUGACAGGCAGCAGUUAACCGGUUAAAAAAAUCACAUAAGUUGCCUAAAUGCUAGCUGCAUUUAAAUAAUAGGUCAAAGUAUAAAGAGAGGGUUUACAAACAGUUUUAAACAGGUUGCCUAGGUAGUAGAAAAUAUACAGACAGUGACAGAGGAAGGCAUAUAGAAUAAAGAUUCCUGAGUCUUGUGCCUUCGAGGGCACCCCUUAAUAAAAUGCCUGGUCUUAUCAAUCUCCCCCCAUAAACAUAAUAAAGGAAAAAGAAAGAGAAAUAAAGUAUGUACAGAGUACACAAAAUUAGUGUUAAGAGUCUCCAAUAUGCACUCCUGAGAUGCUGGACAUGAAUGAACUUGAUGUCGGUAAUUUAGCAAUAGAUAAGCAGAGAGUUAGGUGCCGACACCAAUAAUGUGUCAGUAAGUGUCCAGAGCCCCUGACGUGCACGUUUCGCCAGUGAAGCUCAUCAGAGGGGAACCAGAUGCUGGCAAACAUAGGAGUAUUUAAAUCAUAAGCUCUCAAUUGAUUGGAGGAUUUUUAUAUAUAUUUUUAUUUUAGAUUUAUUUAUUAAAAGUUACUUUUUAAUCUACAAUCUUCUCAGUAAAUCAUACACAGGUAGAAUGGCAUUCGUUUCUUUUUUUUUUGUUCUCUAUGGUUUUCUUGUAAUAUCAGCUGUGAUUUCUAGAAAGCAUCAAUAAGAGCUAGGAUUCAGUCUGCCUGAGGCCAGAUAUCGUGAGUUAAUUCUGCACCCAUAAGCUAAACAUUGGUGUAUCUGUACGAUGCACUAUAGAUCAUCAUGGAAGUGUUUCUGUAUCAUAUUGUAUGUUCCACUGAUGAAUGUGCUGUGGGAGUUCCUUGAUGGCCUUUAAAUUCUCCAUUUCAGAAAUGAAAACCACAGACUGGAAACAGAUGGGGAGAAUGACGAAGUAGGCAGCUUUUACCCACCUCCCUUCUCAAAGCCUCAGAGUCAGGAAAAGAAGCACUUCAACAAUAUUGAUGAUACCAUUGUAGCGCUAAACAUGCGCAAAGCUCUGCACAAUGAGAUGGAAGCCAGCACAGAGGAUGUGUCCUUCAACGAGGAGUCUCUGCAAGAAGAUGGGGAUGAGGAGAACCACCUUGAUUUAACUCCACACCCUGCAGGUAAGCACCAGGUUCCAGGGCCUCAGAACCAAACUCUAUAGGAGAGGGUGGCAUAUUGUGGAAUAUGUUAACCGUCUGAAGGGGAAGGGUUUUUCAGAAGUAGAUAUCGGUCCAAUCAUUUCAUUUAUGUGGACAGGCAGGGAUCUGAUAAUAGGGAGAUAUCUUGGUAAUCCUAUAUGAACAGAUUAACCAGGAUUCCUGAUUUAUUGCAGAAACAGUCACGAACAAUAUUCUAAAGAAAUCUAAAUAAAAUUGAUCAAUAAGGCGACAGAUCUAAUAACAUGCAGUACAAUAGACAGUCUUCAUUAAGGCAAACAAAAGGUUUAAUAAAGUAUGCAAGACAAAUACAUUGGGCAGUUAAACAAGUAUGUUACACAAUAGGGAUCGACUGAUUACUGGUUUUACCGAUAUCUGCCGAUAUUCGGUGUUUUCGGCAAUAUCAGCCAAUAGAGAUAACGAUAAUACCUCCUUGGAAUGCCCGUCCCAUUACAAGUCCGGCCGUUACGUACCUUCCCAGCAGCUCUUGCAGCUCCCCAGUGAGAGUCCAACAGCGCGUUGCCACGGGUUACCAUGGCAACGUUCCUCAGUACGCAGACCGCAAGAUUUGACAUGGGAGCUGUUGGGGUGGUAAGUAAGCGCUUGCUGCGGCCCACCUCCGGACCACCAGGGAAUACUGUCCCCCCUCCCUGGUAAGAAGGGGGGGGACUGAAAAAAAACCUUUAACUAUAAAAAGUUAUUAAAAUAAUAAAAUUCCCCCCUCCUCCCCCAUUUUACACAAAUUACAUCUCUACACACAAAUACCCAUACACACACUGCAUUAUAUACACACACUGCAUUCACUACAUGUGGCAUGUAUAUUUUGUGCAUUUACCUUUAGAAUUCAUUUAUUUUUUCAAAAUGGUAAAUGUACAGGCUAUCGGCCUGAAAGUUCAGAUUAUUGGUAUCUGCUCUAAAAAAAUCAAUAUCGGUCGAUCCCUGUUACACAAUUAUCUCAUUCAAAUGGGCAGGUAUAAAGGAACACUGAAGUGGCUGUUUAGGUAUCAGGCCCCCUGUCAUCUAAGUAAAAAGGUAAUUUUGUAUACCUAAAAGUUUGAAAUACAUUUUUGUUUUUACUAACCUUUUUCCCCCAAGCCACAGCUGGCUGCAUCUCCAUGUCCAAGAUAAUCCUGAUAAUCUCAGCCAAUCAUAUACUCUCGCAUUGGGAGGCUAUUGUGCAUGCGCAGCCAAACGCCGCGUUGUGCCAACCAGCAUCUCUUUAAGAGAUGCAUUGAAUCAAUGCAUCAUUGAGGAACAUUCUGUGUCUCCAUGGAGUGUGUGGAGGUGCUGAACGUGGAUUUUGAGUGACUGCCACUAGAAGUGUUACUAGGCAGUAAUGACAAAAUGGACAGGCUAUAGAGCCUAAGCUGUAGAGGUUCUGGUGAAGUGUCCCUUUAAACUCACGAUAUCUCUCAGCAAGCAGAUGUUUAAAACUAAAUCUCCUACUAUGCAUGAGUCAUGAUAAACUGCUAAGCUGUUACACUCGUAACAGAAGGCAAUGAUUUCCUGUAACAAGUCACAGGUUUUUUUUUUUGUUUUUUUUUUUAAAUAAAUCCUACAUCAUGAGACUGAGCUUAUGUUUGCUCUAAAUGUGGUAGAAUUGGAUACUAUCGGUACUGCAGUUAGGAGAAUCUAUGUAAUCUAAGAGAAUAAAUUUAGUCUGUUUUGGAUUAACUAAUUCUAGAUGAGGUAAAUUACCCACUAAAUUUGAAAAGAAGAUUCUUUCUUAAGGCUUUUGGUCGCCUAACUGACUCUGCUAUGCAUGAGGAUGUUCAGGGUCUUGUAAAACCCUAUAGGACAGCAUUAGACAUGUUUUGCUAUAGUGGAAGUACUAAUGUGAGUGCGGUCAUCACCGCAUCCAUGCGCUAAUGCGAGUGCGGUCAUCACCGCAUCCAUGCGCUAAUGCGAGUGCGGUCAUCACCGCAUCCAUGCGCAUUGAGUCUCAGCCGGCUGAGAAGGAGCAGAGGCAGACUCCAAGCCACUGACACUGGAAUCACACAAACUGAAAAGGUCUUUAACCCCUUCUGCACUACACGGUGGCCGUGAUGGAGUGGGGCACUAGAGGAAGCUAUAGUGCCAGGAAAACCACUUUGUUCUCCUGUUACUAUAGUUUCCCUUCAAGGCAUGGUUUAGAGCUAUCCCUACUUAUUAUACACAUUCAUAUCUUUCUAAUCCAAUUAGAGAUUACCACCUCUGACCAGAGUUCUCACAUCUUUUAUAUAUAUUUUUUUUUAUGUUUUCGUUUCUGGUCUGUUGGUGUGACUUGUAUACAAUAACGCAAUUUGAUGUUUUUACAUGGUUUUAUGCACUUAUAGUUUAUUAAAGGUGUAAUUAAUAAGGCUGGAUUUUUUAUUUGUUCUUUUUAGAUUAUCGUAGAUAAUGUGUAGCCAUUUAAUUUAACUGCCCAGUCAUGUCAUCCCACCAUAUUUCUGUUUUAUGCUUAUGUCAAAUUUCUUGGUGUAUGCGACUUCCUCUAGUUCCCCCGUUUUGUUGUUUAGACUCCUUGCAUUAGUAUUUAAUAUCAUGAGUCACUGGUACUUGAUGAAUUACUAUUACAUAUCUCCUCUGUUCUGAUCAUACCCCUCCCUUCCCCCGCCAGCUCCACCCACUUGUACAGAGGCAAAGCCCCAUAGUUCCUAUCUGUCAUUCGGUUUGGCUCUUCAAACCCUUCUCUACUAACAUUGCUGUUUAUCGCCCCCCUGGUUCCCCUCUCCUCUUCCUUGACCAUUUUGCUGCCUGGCUACCCUACUUCCUCUCUUCUAAUAUUCCAUCCCUAAUUCUCAGGAACUUAAGUAUUCCCAUUAACCCACCUUUUGACCUCAGUCUCUAAACUACUUUCAAUUACUUCCUCCCUCGGGCUAUCACAGUGGGCUAAUUCUCCCACCCAUGUAGCUGGCAAUAGUCAACCUAAUUUUCUCUUAUGCAUGUACACUAUCUAAUAUCUGCAACACUCCAUUUCCUCUUUGGUCACCACCUCUUAUCGUUUGCCCUCCCCACCCAACCCCCCUCAGCCUAUCCCCCCCUCAACUCAGGAGGAACCUUAAUUCUAUUGACCUCCAGUAGCUGUCAGCUGAUAUUGAUUCACAACUGCUAUCCAUCCUUUCCUUUUCCUGUCCAUCUCCACAUAUAACACUACCCUCACCUCUGCCUUGAAUGCUGCUGCCCUUCUCUAAUCACGCACCUCGAGGAGGACACACCCCCAACCGUGGCAUAAUGAAUCAACACGCUACCUGUAAAGAUGCUAUCGUUGUGCUGAACUCUCCUGGAGGUCUCGCACCUAGGCAGGUUUUCUCCCAUUAUAGAAUUAUAUUGUGUUCAUACAGCGCAGCUCUUGCCCUUGCCAAACAGUCAUACUUUACCUCUCGUUAGUUCAUGCUCCCGCAAUCCCAGUCGUCUCUUUAACACCUAGAAUUCUCCUCUUCGUCCUGCAGUUACCCCUUAAUUCAUUGUAACCACAGGAUAAUUAGCAAUUGACUAAAUACUCGUGUGGGUUUUCUGGGUGGCCGCUGUUCGGCAUACGAACGCGUGGCGGUGGCCAUCUUGCAUACGAACGCUCAGUGGUGUUUGGUCGUCGAGUGUCUGGAACCCAAAUCGGACACUCGAUUAUCCGAACACCACUGAGACCUCCAGAGCUCCGUAACUACCGAACGGAACAACUAGCCAGCCCAUCAUUCGGUGGAAUGAAUCUCCCAAACAAGGAGAUUCCUACGAACCCCCAGCUCAGCCCUGGAUGGCAAUGAUGUUUGUUUUUUUUAUCUCCCGAACAAAGACCGAGUGCAGGGCCAAAACACAUUGAAGUGUUUUCGGCUACUGCUUCGUGUGCGGUCGGUCAAAUAACUACUUCCACAUAACUCCCGAACCCCUGGUCUGAUCUGGGUGAUUUUUGAAUAUGUUGCUCACCCAGAUCAGGGCUACCAGGGGAUAUAAAACGUAUAAUUGUAUCUAGCAUAUUUGGGGUACAUCUGAAAACCGGGUAAAACUAUAUACUGUAUAAGUGAAUUAUGUGUCAUACUGAGGGGAGGAGAUGUGUGGGAGGUAACUGGUAAAUGAUUGGUCACUGUAAUUACUGUGGGUGCCUCCCUUGCAUGGGAGAAAUGCUUAAAAGAAGGAUGUGUGGAAUAAAGGUUCAGUUCUGCUCCUGAUGCUGUGUGUCGUCCAGUCAUUGGGAAAGGUGAUGGGAUAUUCUGGAUUACUGUGGAUACUGUUCUCUUGGAUUUUAAUACUUGUUCCUGAGCCUCACUUGGAUUACCAGCAGAAAUAGUCUGUGAGAGACCAGCUCUCAGCUACACUUGCCACUGUAGUACUUAUUCUGAGAAAAAUCUCUUGACACGUCCUCCCCCUCUAACUAUCUUCACAUAUCCCUGCUCCUUUAUUUCCCUCAAAGCUUCUGGAAAGAUUUAUCUACCCGUAUGUCUCACUUCCUCAAUUCCAACUCUCUCCUUGACCCUCUUCAAUCUGGCUUCCACCCUCUCCACUCUACUGAGAUUGCUUUUAUCAAAGUUACUAACUACCUAAUCACAGCUAAAUUCAAAGGCCACCACUGCAUAUGAAUUCUUCUUGACCUCUUUGCUGCCUUUGACUUUGAUUAUGCUCUACUUCUUCAAACUCUUCAAUAGCUCGGUCUCUGUGACUCUGUCCUCUCGUGGUUUUUCUCUUAUCUCUCCCAACGCUCAUUCAGUGUCUCCAUUCUAAUGAUACCUCCUCCCUUCGUCCUGUCUUGGAGACCCCCAAGGCUCUGUCCUUGGCCCCCUUUUAUUUUCUCUUUAUACUGCCUCACUUGGCAAACUUAUUACCUCUUUUGGAUUCCACUACCACCUGUACGCUGAUAACACCCAGUUAUAUCUCUCCUCCCUGGACUUCUCCCCUUAAGUCCUGCAACGUGUCACUGCUUGCCUUUCUUCAAUCCCCCCCCCUUUUUUAUAUAUACAGGAGAUGCUACCAAGGAGCUUGUCCAUGCUCUAGUAACUUCCCGCAUGGAUUAUUGUAACAUCUCCUAAUUAGUCUUCCAAAAAGCUGUAUUGCCCCGCUUCAGUCUGUAAUGAAUGCUGCCGCCAGACUGAUUUUCUUCUCUAGUCGAUCCUCUCAUCUCACCCCUCUCAGUCCUUACAUUGGCUUCCUGUAUCCUAUCGGAGUCAGUUCAAAGUAACCCAUCCCUAUAAAGUACUAAACCAUUCUAGCUCCUCCUGUAUCUCUUCACAGAUCCAUAGAUAUACCCCUUCUCGGUCCCUCCGCUCUGUCCGUAACCACCUUGUGUCCUCUCCUCCAACCCCAUACGGCCAGCUCACGCUUGCAGGACUUUUUGCGGGCGGCUCCCUUCCUAUGGAAUAGCCUGCCUACCCCAUCAGACUCUCCCCUAGUCUUCAAUCAUUUAAGAAGGGCCUUAAAACCCAUCUCUUUAGGAAAGCUUAUGGUCUCCAAGUGUAACCUCUACCUCAUAUACCGGUUUCUUACUCUCUCCUUAAGGGCAGCACUCUACUCUUUCCUCCAGCUCUGCUUCAUUCCCACCUUAUUUGAUUGCCAUUUCUUGUCCUUAUGUGUAUUAUACCCCACUUUCUAUAGACCGUAAGCUUGUUUGAGCAAGGUCCACUUCAACCUAUUGUUCCUAUAAGUUUUCUUGUAACUGUCCUAUUUAUAGUUAAAUCCCCCCUCUCAUAAUAUUGUAAAGCGCUACGGAAUCUGUUUGAGCUAUAUAAUUGGCAAUAGUAAUAAUGUCAAUAUGCCUGAUGGGUUGUGUGUGGGGUUUUUUUUUUUUUUUUUUUAAAUAUACCUACUUACCAGGGAAAGUGGUGUGUAUUCAUUGUUACUGUCAUAUCUUCCAGGAAUUGUCCUCACACGACACGACUAUUACACUAUUCCAUCUAUGGAGGAACUGGCUAAACUUACCGAUGACAAUGGCGAGUGCAGUGUAGAUGGCUUCACGAUUGGACGCAGGGGUGAGUGUCUGGACCCUUGGAAAUUUGACAAUGAACUUUCCUAAAGCUGUUGGUGUUCACUCAGCUAUAAUUCUAACACCCAGACAGGCGGAGGUCAUUUGAAGGAGGGUCUCCUUCAAAUGACCUCCGCCUGUCUGGGUGUUAGAAUUAUAUUGUAAUGCCUCUCUAGUUUAGGUGCGUACUGCUGGAUAAAUAAUGCAGGAGCCACACGCUAACUACAUGGAAACUAGAAUUCUAGAACCUCACUGGAGUUCUGGACCAUGAGUGUUUUGGUACUGGCUACCAAGCUUUUAGAAAAGCUGUGAUGGCUAACCUUUUAGUUUUAGUGACAUUAUUUAGGAAUUGAGUUAAGUUUAAACAUAUUUUACACUGAAACCUGUUCUCCAGAUCCUAGCUUCUAUUCCCAGUGUUCCUGUCCAGCUAGCAGCAGGAAAGAAUCCUAUCAGAAUAUUCCCCUUGUUUCUGUCCAGCUAGCAGCAGUUACAUUUUGUAUAAUGUGCAGCAGGGAAGACCAUGAAAACGCUUGGUUUAAGAUUUCACCCAUUUCCAUCUUCCAGGAUAUGGAUCGAUCUACUUCGACGGGAUCGUUAAUUUGACCAACUUGAACUUGGAUGAAAUUGUGCAUAUCCGGAGGAAAGAAGUUAUUGUUUACACUGAUGACCAGAACAAGCCCCCAGUGGGAGAGGGACUUAACAGGUAGGACACCGCUGUUACACCUCACAUGCUUCUUUCUCCCUGUAUACGCACACGGCAGUUCCUUCCUUUGGAUGUACUGGAGGGGGAGUUACUACUCCAGCAGCAAAAGGGUUAAAUUGCACAUACAGGCACCAUGACCACUUCAUAUCACUGUGGUUCUCAAGGUGCUUAGAGUAACCAUUUAACAGAUGUGUGGUGCCUGAAAAUGAAAUCCACACACCUGUAUUUAGUUUGAUCUGCCCUUUACACUCGGCAUUUAGCAGUGAUAGCAUAACCAGUCUUUCUCCAUCUGUGCAGUGUGUGCCUUGCCUGUGCCAGGACUGAACUGGAUUCUGAACUCUUGCUAAAUCCAAAAAAAAGCAGCCCCUGAAAAGGUUGACAAGUUGUAGGUGAUCACCAUGUACUGGUGAGGGUCAAUGCUUUGAAAAGCUUAUUCUAUCAGGAAUAUGGGGGCUCCUUUUGACUUACUAGAACCAUCUAAACCUACUUGGCACUUGUCAAAACUAUAGCAUUUGUGGAUUGUAUCUUUUAAAACGGAUUGGUUUAUUUUACGUUCCCCUUCCUACUGUUUCACCGAUGUUCUGUUGUGUUCCAGGCGUGCAGAGGUCACUCUGGACGAAGUUUGGCCAAUGGAUAAAACCACACGCAGUUUGAUUAAGAGCCCUGAACGUCUGUCUGAAAUUAAUUACAAGAGCAAAUUGGAGACUGCAUCACGUAAACAGGGCGCCCAGUUCAAAGAGUAUCGGCCAGAGACUGGCUCCUGGGUGUUUAAGGUGCGUAGGCAAAUCUUUGGUGUCUUGGUACUUUUAAUUGUUUGGAAUUUGUUUUUAAUGCUGUCAGUAAUACAAUUUACCUAUUCCAGUACUGAAUUUAUUUAAUGCAUGUUUGUGGCACACUUGUGUAGGUUGAAUGGAACUUUGUAUUUGAAUAAAUAGCUUGUGGACUCCUUUUUAAUGAAACGGUUUGCCUAACUGCAUAUACACAGUCUAUGCCAGUAACAAUAAAUUCAAUGACUAGAACUCCACAUGUAAAUGCCCGGCGAAUCUAUUCCAUUGAGCUAGUUUUGUCCAAAUAAAUUUCCACCAUAAUGUAUUUUCCAGGUUUUGUGCCUCCUUCAAGGUAGCUUCUGGCAUUUGGUAAAAGUAAAUGUGCUGCCACCACCAAUCCUUCCUCUUCCUGAAAAAUGCAGACCUUGUCCUGUGCGUGGCAAUCUUUCAGGAAUGGGCUGUUUGAUUUAUUUUUUGUGGCAUUUGGUUAACAUGCCACUGAUGGUGCCUCCCAUUUGUGUACACUUGCUAGCUGGGUGCAAUAUGUAGAUGAAAUGUCUGUGCUACAAAGCGGAUUCUUACCUAAGUUCUAAAAUCAGUUAAUUGUUCUUUCCUCGUGUCUUUGCUUUUCCAGGUCAGCCACUUCUCAAAGUAUGGGCUGCAGGAUUCUGAUGAGGAGGAAGAUGACCAGCCAGUAGCCAGUGCUGAAGCCAAGAAGCUAAAAGCUGCUCCUGCACCCACUCCAGUUCCACCAACCGCUCUGAAUGGGGAAGUCAUCCCUCCACCCCAGGUAGUGAAGGAGUUGGGGGUAUCUGGAGGUCUAGAAUGCAGGCCAACAUUUUAAAUCUGUUGGAUAAGUUUUAGUGGUCAUUAAAGUGACUUGUGCACAUCGGUUUAAUCUCUUUAAUUUAAAAUGUCUGAAAUCCUAGAUGCAUUACAUUUUAUAAGCUGUAUUUUGAGUUUUACAACAUAACGAUGUGUCUACCUUGAAGAUUCCUAACGUUAAGUUUUAACAUACACUCCAGGAGUGUGACUCUUUUAGUUUAUAGCUGCCGCUAUUCCUAUUUUUGGAACCAGAAUUUGUCCAGCAUGUCCGUUUUACCACAGUCCUGUUAAAAGCUUUGCCUGUGCUGCUAGUUUGGUGCCAUAAUAUUUGAAAUCUAAUAAUGCAGAGUUUUAGGUUAGUUGCUCGAAGUGCUAUUUUUUUUUUUUUUUUUUAAAGAAUUCUCAAAUAUACAUGUGACCUGGAAUGUAGAAUUUCAUGUGGUUGAAGUAUAUGCGACUAGUCUUUACUAUUGUGAUUGUUUUAAAAAAAAAAAACACCCCAAAAAGAACCUAAAAGUUCACUCUGAUUUUGCCCCUUCUAAAUCUGGAUUUAAUAGUUUUCACUUAUCUGUUGCAGCAGAUGGCAAGCCAAACUAAAUUGAAUAUCUAGUUUUGACUGUUUGUUAAUAUUAAAAGCCUGUGAUUUGUGUGAAAUACUCUUGCUGUUUUUUUUAAACUGUUUAUUUUCUAUAUUAAAAUUGCUGCUGUACUAUUUGUAAUGUUGAGUUUUAAUGACCUUGUUGGGCAAUCUGCACCCCCUCUAACUUUGCUGCCAUUAUUAUUCUUGGUAGUUGUGAAGGUGUGAGAAUCUUAUUGAUUCCUCUCUUUAACAUGGACACCAUUACCACUAUAAGAAACAUGCCAUUAAAAAAUUGACUAGAUGUACCCCUGAAGAAAAUCUGCAUGUAAUUUAUCCUGCUAUUUGUAUUUAGUGGUAUAAUCAUAGCUACACAGCCUUUGCAAGCCUAGUUUUUGAGUCUUCCCAAUGCAGCUCAAUGACAAGUCUGCCAGGCAGGUGCUCUGGGCAAUUGCUGCCACUGAGUUAACCUAACCAGGAAGUAACAGGAUCUGUUUACUGGGAGCUGGGAAGGUGUAAUUUACAUUUUAUUGAAAUCUGUACUUGUAGAAUAUGAUCUUAACACACACCGCUCUUCACUAAGCUGAAGUACUUUAUUUUUAAUGUAUGCCCUUAACCCCUUAAGGACCAAACUUCUGGAAUAAAAGGGAAUCAUGACAUGUCUCUCACGUCAUGUGUCCUUAAGGGGUUAAAAGUAAAACUUUAAACACAUUAUUGUAAUUACCUUCUUGUUUACAUAAAGGCUCCUCUUCUUUACUGGAGCCCCCAGUGUCCCAGGUCAGUGAAAACCCCCUAUCUGUUAAGGUCCAGGCAGCGCAUUGGAGUAUAAAAUCAGAGAACCCAGUAAUGUCAAAGUGCCUGAGCAGAAUGAAGACCAGACGAUGGUGGCAAUCUGCAGUCCUUGUCCAGUAGAGCAAGAUUGGUAUUGGUAGUACAUAAUGUAUGUCCAGAUCUCAGACAUGGACACUUUCUUACUUUUGAUAGAACGAAUUGAUUUGUAACUUUUUUAAUGUAUAAUAUUUCCGGUUUAGUCAUCUUGUGAUAAGAUAUGUUAAUCACAUUACAUUUUAUACCAAUGCAACGUUGCAUUCACAUUUACACUUUGUCACUUGAAGGUAUCUAAUACAAUAUAUUUCUACACCUUAAACCACGUUCAGGCAAUAUUUUAGGUGACCAACAAUAGACGGCAUAAACUGUAAACCUGGAUUAAUAAGACGCCGUCUUGUCAGUCAUGUCAGUGUGUAUUGCGUUGUGGUGGCUCUGGAGCAAAAAUGCCUGCUUUCAGUAAAAAAAACAAAUAAAAAUAAAAACUUGGGUUAUUCAAUAAAUUAAUGUGAAAUCAAAGUAAAUUUCAAAAUAACCAAACUGGAGUAAUUGUCAGCUUUGUUUUCAGUUCAGAAACUGAAAUUCUCUUAAAAUUCACUAGGAAAUAACCCUAUUGGUGUCUUUAUCUGCAACAUCCCAUGUUUAUGGUGUGGGUGAAAAUUUUAGAUGUUGGUCCUAUACCCAGUUCUAGCUUUUAGAAUAAAGUGCUGUCCAAUAACCGACAUUGCUAAUUUGGAGAUAUAUAUAUAUAUAUAUAUAUAUAUAUAUAUAUAUAUAUAUAUAUAUAUAUAUAUAUAUAUAUAUAUAUAUAUAUAUAUAUAUAUAUAUACACACACUCUCGAUACGCAUUACUUGACUUUCACAUUCUCCUUGAAAUUCCAUACUCACGUGUAGUUACGAGCUUUGACACCAGCAAGUACUAGCCCCAGAACAUCCAGGGCUUGAUGUAGAAGUCUCUCCCCUCUCAGCUGAGGCCAAGACUCAGUGGUCCCACUAGAACUAGCGUGCAGUGCCCAAAGUUGAGGUCUGCACACAGCUUCUAAAUCACUGUGACUGAAUUCACUGCGGAUUCACUCUGAGAUGGGGAGACCUACAGGAUUGGAAGUGUUGGUCUCACUGCUGAAAGUAAUGGGUAAGGAAAGCCUUGGAUUCUGCAGUAGAAAGGGAGGUUUUGCUCUCGUGCUCUCUACCAUGUAACCAGAGGGAAUUCCCUUUGCUGUAGGUUUAUCCAUAUAGAAACUAAACUGGUAUUGCUGCACGUGGUUGCCAGAGCUGUAUUCUUUACGUUAGUAGGGGGGGGGGGCACGGUCUGUGAAACACUUGGGAAGGGAAACCGCAAAAUUACAUUUUAACCAGCAGAUUUGCAAAAGUUAACAUUUCUGAAUUUAAUUAAGUUGCUUUUGGUAAAUACCGUGGGGGUACCCAAUUUGGCUUCAGAAUCCAAAUUUACUCAUUUUCAUAACUGAAAAAUGAUUUUGUCAGUUGGGACGAACUAGUGGAUUUUGUAUAUGUAUAUUCUGAUAGCUGGGUUUAGUAUGCUACGCUACCAGCAGUCGGGACAUUUACAGUUAAGGUUUGUGUUGCAGCUGGUGUUGGAUUCUUGGAUUGAUGGUAAAGUGACAUGAGUUGCAGUAACCAGAAUGGUUAAAAUUAGUCUUGUCCCAAAUGUGAUUCUAAAAUGUAACACUCCUUGUCCUGUAGUACAGCUGCUAACAGUUUGUGUAACCCAGCUUACCUUGCUAAGCAGAGUUUUUCAAGUAACUGCUUUUUCACAAAUCUAAUUUGGUGUUUCUAUAAAGAUGUUUAAAUCUGCCUAAACCUUAACUCAGUAGAUUUCCAUGCAGUGGGAGAGCUGCACAACAAUCACUAAGACACUGCUGUACGCUCUGGACCUCGCUGUUCUCUGUGCUGUCAGAGUCUCUGUAUGAACCUGUCCUCGAGGGCCAGCUGCAUGUUUUGUUUUAUUUUAUAGCACCUGGAACGGGUUGACACGAAAGGAAAUCUUUAUAUGGGUCAGCUUUAUUACAUUUUUAUUGUUUUGUGUGGUACCUGACUGGUAUAUUGAUUGCUGUGCAUUUGCCAUCUUUUUCUCUCCUGUUACAUAGACCCUUUUUAGGAAUGUCCCUUAACGUGUUUUUUGUAAAAUUACCUCAAAUUUGAGUUUGAUUUUCAAAUUAUAGGAUUGGUGCUUUAGCAUGUGCUCCAAGGAAUACUGUAGGCACCAAAUCCACUUCUGUAGUUUAACAUUAUGGUUCCUGGAGGCCAUGGGUGCCUGGUCCUGUGCGACACUGUUUAACAUUUAGUGUGUUUUUGUGGUGCUUGCCCUCCAGUGGCAAUAUGGAAUUGUGAGUGCUCCAGUACCAGCACUUCGCUUUGUUCGGUUAAUUGAAAGCUGAAUUGCAAAGUUGAGAUGAAAACUGGGUCCUGUAUUAAACAUUACAUUCACGUUUCUUCUAGUUUUGUACACUUGUUGCAUUUACUUGUGUAGAAAAUGGUUACUUCACCUAAAUGGCAGAGACUGCAGGGCGUGAUCUGUACACCAAAACUUCUCCGUUCAGCUAGUUGUGUUUUGGGGACUUUAGUGUCCCUUUAAAUGUAGACUUUAUAUUUAUUUUGGUACAGUGUGUAUAUAUACACAGAAUAGCAACAUUGUGAACAAAAAAAACUUACUGGACCUUUAGAAUUUUGAUGCAAGAAGGAAAAACCUUAAGUGUGUGCCACUUUUUAUACAUAACCUUCCUUUGUUUACAGUUUGGUUUUAUGUAGAACUUUCCAGCAGGAAUUUGGAAACAAGCCAGAGAAGAAAGGCUUAUCACAAGGGUGAAAUCCAUGCCUAGGGGCCAAUCGUGUCAUUUUAACUUGCCAUGGAAGGGAGUUAGAAUUCAGUCUGCUAUACAGGACUAGAUUUUCUCUGCUCCUUCCAAGAGACUCCUGAAUGUGAUAAUUAACCCCUUCUCUGUAAAUUAAGAGUCCACGGGAACUCCAAAUAGAAAUCCCUGACCUUUUCAAAUAGAAUAAAAUGUCUCUCCUAGAAUUUUACAAAAAAAGUAGAAAAUGGAAAAUGUAUCAAUUUAAGAAUACUCUGCAAAAUGUUCUCAUUUGUCGGAAGCACAUACUUACAUGAGAGAAACUUUCCAGAAAGAAGCACUCAAAGUCAAAGCUGAAGAACAAUUACUGAUUAUAUGAAGCACGGUCUCGGAUUAGCUACCACGGGAAUAGUUCCCAACAUUGAAUUAUUAGAAUUGCUAUUGAUUUAAGAUGAGUCUAUGGUGUGGCUCAUGGCAUGUAACAAGUCUUCAAAGUGGCCCUUGACUUCCAAGAAUGUUUUCCUAUUAAAUUUCUUAUGUGUUUUACGUGGUGCCUGCCCAAUGCAUUAUGGUAGAAGCGGUGAUCACUUGGUCAUGGAAGUUGGUUGAUGGAAAGCUAUAGCUUAGCAGCUUUGAUAGGACAGGAAGAGAAGACCCAGUGCUCUCCCAGCCACCAUACUUGCAGUUCUUGGUGUUCUCUUUCCGUUGAAUAUAGUAUUCGUGAAGUAGAGCAAGUUGGGAUCUUUGUAGCAAGCAGUUUGCUAGUUGUGCAACUAGGCACCACACCGUCUGAUAUCCUGGCUAGUGUUUCUGUGAUGGCAAUGAUAUUCAGAUUAACCUCCCUGCCGGUCUGAUUAUGCCAGUAUUUUUUAUUUAUUUUUUAAACUUGGUUUUUUAAUUUUUUUAUUUUAUUUUUUUAAUGUAGGGGGCGAGGGAAGAAACACAGCAUGUAUGUCAGCGCAGCACACAUUUUAUCUCCACUGGUUCCCCUGAAGGCUUAGAUACAGCUUUAGAAUGGAUCCGGCAACAAACAGUCCAUCCAUAGACCAUAAGAACAACUAAAACAGUAUAAAUAGUUAUACCCAAGGGGAGAGCCACAUGUCCCAGAACGUCUGCACCUCUAGAUAUCAGGAACUGGUAGGGUGUGUCAUGGGAUAAGCCUUAAGUCACCCCUCUGUGAUGUUAGUUUGUGUGAGUGGUGGGCGCACAAGAUAAAUGGGGGACUCGCAACCAGAUAUUACCUUUUGAGGAGGUGGGAAACUAGAGGGCAUACUAUGGAAGUUGGAACCUAAGCAGUGGUCUUUACUACAUCUGUGUUCAUUAUCGGUUGGUGUAAAGGUGCAGGUGAGGCAUGAUGUGCAUGGAUUCAGUACAAAUAUAAAAAUUGUUUUUGCAUGAUUUUGAUGUAGAACAGGGUUACUAAAGUUUGCAUAAUCAGGGGUUACAGAGUCAAGGGGUAGCCAACCUCCACGCAUCCCACAUGUCCCAGACCAUUUGGCAAGUCUGUGAUGGUGGUAGGAAGAAUGUAUUUUUUUUGUUACAGUGGUACAUUGUUUUUACAAUGUAUUGUGUGUGAAAUUUCCCACCUAGUUCUGCCAGGCAGUGCUCUCGGAGAAAGGGAACCUGGAAGACUGAUGCCAACAUUGGGCGGAGGACACCAGGGGCUCGUAGGGACAAGGUAAAGGAUACUACAGUGUAAUCCCGAGCGUGGCUCAGGGUUACCGCUUUUUGUACUGAAAAUUAACCCUGAGCCACUAUUGGGAUUACCGCCAGAGAGGGAAACACGGGAGGUACCCUUGAUAGUAAAUGAAUAGACUAGAGACAGGAACGCCAUUGUAUUUCAGCUUGCUGUAUGGAUUCUGGUUCAAGCACUCUUUGUGAUGGAUACAUGCUGGUCCUGGGUUUGAAUAUUAAAUUCGGGCUGUUUUUAAAACUCGUGGGAUAGAGGUGAUUAUGAAGUGCAUUUUGCAGGACCUGUUCUUGUCCUGAGAGUGAUUGUACAUAGAAUGUGCUGCCAACACAACAUCCUCUCUUUCUACUUGUUUUCCAGAGCGAUGCUGUUCAGCAGCCAAGCCGCGUUUUGGAUUUGGACAGUGACAUGGCAGAUGUCACCCAGGACCAGCUGCAGGACUCUGUCAUGGAGCCCCAAGAAUUCUUUGAGGAACAGGAAUCCAUAUCUGCAUCUUCUCACAUGGCCUCUACAAUGGGUGUGAAUCCCCAUGCGCUGCAGGUAGAUUAUUCCCAAAAAUGUAGCUACACGGCCAAGGACUGCUGCUUUACAUGUCAGACAAAUGCAUGUUUGAAAGGAAGAACUGGUCACUAAUCAAUAUUGUAUAAAUGCGCAAUGUGAAAUACACUUUGAAAUGGUUGCUGGUAAGUCAUUUUUACUGCCUGGAAAUGCCUCUUGGUAAAUAGAAAUUGGUUAUAGAAAGCUGGUAAUUUGAGUAAGGUAGCCUCCUCUGGGAAAAAGUCCCCAUUUUUAAUAUUUUAAUGUAAGAAUGCCUUUAUAAAUUCUGUAAUCAGUAAGCCAAGGCACCUCCAUAUGCCCAAAAUUGUCACAUUAACAUGGCAUAUUCGUUUCUUGUGCAUUUGUGUACACUCGGCUAGUGUGCAUCUACCCAGGUACUUGUUUUUCUGAGCUAGUUGGUUUCAUGUAAAGUUGGAGCAUGCCUGUCUAUUAGCUGUAAGGGAGCUAUCAGUGUGCAAGAAAUACGUUUAUUAAAAUUAAUGUGGAUCGGAUUGUAGGGACCCUGGCAUGUAUUUCUGUACUGAUUCUGAUCCAAGCAAUAGAUUCUCUGGAAAGUCAUGCGGCUGUUGUCUGAGAAUACCAUAACAAGCGUUUUGUUCCUUCCAGGUGAUGAAAGCCUCCCUCUUCAUGGAAGAUGAUGGUGGUAUGAUUACUGGCUUCCGGACUUUUUCUCCAGCUCUGGACACCACCCAAGAUAUCCCCUCCCCCCGUCUUCCAAUCUCCUCCAAAAAGCAGAGGAAGCCCACAAGUACGUUUGCAUAAUCUUUCAUUGUUGUUAACGUUCUCAUAUUUCCAGCCGUUCUAGUUCUCCGCUAAUCAGACUGGGAUAGGGACUCGUUAAUUUCCCAGGUUAUUGGUGUUAAACAUUUUAAGCAUUAGUGUUGGCCAGUCUGCCUGGGCAGAAAUAGGCUUCUCAGAGCAGUUAGCGGGCUGCAUUAUCCUGUGACUCAGAGUGGAUCACCAGCUUGUAACUUUAUUUACGUGACUGUGAGGAAAAUAAAAUGUAAGCUGUGCUAUUUAAUAAGAACGCUGGAUGAGAUGCAGCCUCUUAUUUCAACCGCCAAACAGAAUGCUGGGUGAGGUUCUGCACUUUAACUUGCCGUGCCUUGCUCAACUUCAACUAACUCAAACAGCAUAGGGGAAAUUCCCAUAGUGCAGUACUGUCUUUUUAGUAGUUUACAUAUAUUUAAUUUAGUAUAUACUGCAAACUGUUUGAUGAUCUGCAGGGUAUCGCACAGCAGGGCUCGGGUCUGUUUGGCGGCUGAAAUAAGAGACUGCAACUCAUCCAGGAUUCUGGUCCAGGUGAAAAUCUGAAGCGUGAUGUAAACAGCUGCUUGUAUGACCAAGAGCAGGUCUAACAGCUCUUCACCACCUGAGUGUGGCUAGGACAUUUAUUUCAUUCAUUUUAAUAGUGUUGCACUAUAUAUUUUUGUAUCUCUUUGAGGUUGCAGCUGAAGAGAUCACUACUAGCAACAUUUUAAAAUAAUUUUGGCAUAACCGAUUCUACAUUAUUUUGGACUUCUGUUUAUUUACAGGGUACUUUGUCUAUAAAUUGUUUGCUGACUGUCUUUACAACAAGUGCUAGAUCAUAUAAAGCAUGCUCGGCCAGGCCCAGUUGACGUAUAAUAAGUGAAAUAUAUUGAUGAUAUGUUAGUCAGGCUGCACCCAGAGUGGAUUGUACUUUCCUGAGCCCCAGUAAACAGUUUAGUGGGAUUAACUGGAACUAUCACAAAGUCAGACACCAAUUUAUAGCAUUCUGUCUUGGGAGUUUAAUGCGAUCACUGGUGUAGUGAAAGUGAAUACAGAAAAUGUAACUGCUUCGAAUUACAGGCUUGAUCUCUGUGGAUACACAAAGCACUCUUCCACUCCCACAACCUCAUCAAAUAUCAGACGCACUACUGAUUAAUUUAUUCUUUUCGUAUACCUCUCUACAUGGGUUACUUUUCCCAGCAUGCACCAAGAGCGCUCAGUUUAACUGCUUCAUGUUGAGAAACCUGUUCCUUCCUUUUCAUUCCCUCACACACUUCCCAGUUUAAAGAAACCUGAAAAUACAUUUACAGCUCAUACCAUGCUUCGUUUUGAGCAUUUCAAGAAUGGUAAUCCACAUAAAUGGAGGGCUAGUGAUUUCUUGGCAUUAAGUGGCAUAUAUUGGUGAUAUCGUCAAACUAUGGCUGAGCUGCCAUUAGCAUGCUCAUUCCUUAUGGGUUUCCACCAUUUACUGCUCUGUUAACACACAUUGAUUGUAAGCAGCUGAUCAGCAAAGACCUGCCUCAGCCCAAAAUGAAUACAUUUGUAUGCAAUAAAAGAUUGUAAAAUAGUCCAUUGUUUGCCGACCUAACCAAACACCCUUGGCACCAAGAGUUAAAAGAUUUUUUGCUUUUAGACUUUUGUUUGUGAUUUCACUCUGGUAAACUGCUUCCGUUAUCCUUUUUAGAUCUUCUGCAAUCAAGGUUUUCAGGGACCCUGCUCAAACCCUCUGAUUCUCAAGAUCCCUGGAGCCCAAGAGCACCCUCUUCUAAUUCAACUUGGCCCUCCUGGUCUGCUCCAGCGCCGCUGUCUUCUGUAUUUUUGAUGCCCCCUUCUGCCCCUGAAAUUCCACUCAGAACAGUGGGUACUUGCAGGCAGCGAACACUUGUGUCACGGGAUGUGUCUCUCACAGCUGGUCGUGGAAGUCUGCUGAUUGAUAUGGCACUGUUCAUGGGAAGGUCAUUCAGAGUGGGUUGGGGGCCAAACUGGACUCUGGUUCAUAAUGGAGACCUAUUAAGUAAUGCAAAUGAGAGGGAGGAUGAGCCAGUUAUCACUGGGCCCACAGAUUUUGAAUAUCUACCGAAACCCAGUUCUGGAAAAUCGUAAGUAAUCCAAAACUGAUAUGUGAUGGUCUGCAUUCAUUGUACGUGAAAUGUUUGUUUAGGAAUAAUUGCUCUCUGACUGUAGGGGAGAUAUUCUAUAAUUGGGUUACGUACAUUAAGAGUUCAAUUAUCUACCUACAGCCUUGCAGAAUCCCCGUUUAAAGUUCAUGUAGAGAAGUUAAGUCUGGAAGAGAAAGUGAGAGAUCUACAGUCAUACUUGAUGCCACUGGAGAUUGAAUUGAAGAACAGUACGGUGGAUACCACAGAGACAUGUCCUCGAAUUGUGCCUAACCCCGGGGUGUCUGCCAUUCAUGACUAUGCUGGCUGGGCCACUGACGUGUGCUGCGAAUCUCCAGACUUAGAGAGUGAGUACUGUAUUAAGAAACCAGAAUCUCUAACCCACAUUGGUUAGGAAAUCUUGAGUUCUAGAUCAAAUGUGAAACCUAGGAUGGGUUUUCGUAUAUUAAAUAUUGCUACAGACUAUAUGAAAACGCAGCCUUUAUUGUGCGAUUGCUUGAUUUGUGUUUAUCUUGGUGUCUGGCUCCAUUCUUAUUUCACUCCCCUCUUUCCUGUGUAGCGGUGGUGAAAGAGUGGUAUUUAGCAUGGACCCUUUGUGAAGCUCUGUGGGGCCAGCUGAAGGAGCUAGAAGUCAGUCUUGAUGCACCCAGUGACUAUGUGAAGAGUUUGGAGCGUAGGAAAGCCUUCUCACUGUGGUUGGCUAAUACUGCAUCAGAGAGAAUCCAGGAGGAGGUGUCUCGGUAUGGCCACGAGCGUCCCAUUGAAGCAGUGUUCAGCUACUUGACUGGUCGGAGGAUCAGUGAAGCUUGCCUGCUGGCUCAAAAAUCAGGUGAGUUCGGUGUUGAUUCUGGUUUUCAAAACUGGAAAAAGUCUUCCAUAAUUCAAUAUCAGACAAAGAUGAUUUUUUUACUGGUCUCUCCAAACCCCCCUUUGUGCCUUAAAAGCAUGUUGCAAACUGAAUCCAAGGAGGCUGUGCUCUCCUAUAAACAGUCACUCUUUCAGAGCCUUGGUACUCACGGCUGGCUUUGUGUUAUAGGUGAUCACAGGCUUUCCAUGUUAAUCUCACAGUCGAUCGGGAGCCAACCGGUGCGGGACCUUAUUACCAUGCAGCUCUUAGACUGGAGUAAACUGCAAGUGGAUUGCUUCAUCCAGGAAGAGCGGCUGAAGGUGUUCAGCUUGCUGUCCGGCACACCGGUAAAUUCGUGUUAAUGUCUGUCAGCUCUGGUGCAUUGCUUUCUCACACAGCUCUGAUAUUGGUGUACCUUUUUGCCUUUUUAGGUUUGGCGCUCUUCGGAUAAGACUAUAAAUGUCUGCUCGCAGUUGGAUUGGAAGCGCACAUUAGCCAUUCAUCUCUGGUUCAUGCUACCACCCACAGCCUCUAUUGCACAAGCUUUGAAGAUGUACGAGGAUGCGUUCCAGGUAACUACUACUUGUGGGUAUUUUAUCUCGCUACUCCGGCCCAGCAUUCUAUAAUGUAGGAGUUCCGAAUUAAUUUUUCACGUGGAACCCCCUUUAACAUAGUUUCGAACAUCUUGGAAUGCCCCCCCCCCAAAUGUUUUUGUUGUAACACAAACCUUUUAAUUAAGAGACACUAUAGUCACCUACACCACUUCAGCUUAAUGAAGUGGUCUUGGUGCCUGGUCCCUCAGGUUUUAUCCCUUCACAUGUAAGCAUAGCAGUUUCAGAGCAACUGCUAUUUACAUAGCAGGGUUAAUCCAACCUCUAGUGGUGGUCUUCCUGACAGCCGCUAGAGGCGCUUCUGCAUCGCUGGAUGCGAAAUUUGCAUCCAGCAUGCAGAACGUCCAUAGGAAAGCACUAAGAAAUGCUUUCCUAGGACUGUUUGAAUGCGCGCGGCACUUGCCGCUCAUGCACAUUCUGCUCCACUCGGGAGCUGGCGGGGGAGGAGAGGUCACCAGCGCCGGUUAAGCUGCUGAUGGGUUUUUAACACCUUCAGCGCCACAGGAGGGGGACCCUGAGGGUGGGGGUACCCUUAGGGCACUAUGUCAGGAACACCGCUUUGUUUUCCUGACACUAUAGUGAUCCUUUCGCAGAGUCUGCAAAUUUAGUUUUUUUUUUUUUGUUUUUUAUGUAUAAAAUUAUUUUUACAGAUGGUAAACAGAUUGUAGAACUUAGGAGCAGGUGUUUGUAUAUAAUUUUAGCAUUUUAAUACAGGGGUGUCCCUAAGUGCAUGGGUUAGUAUGUAAUGUUUGCAUUUGUGUGUUUGGAUGUAAUGUUGGCUUUUAAAUGCAUGUGUGUAGUAUUGAUGUUUAAGUGAAGGAUGUGUUUGAGUGUUUUUAUAUAUAUAUUUUGGAGUUUAAAUUCAGGGGUGUGUUUGCAUGUUGUGCUGGGAUAUUUGCACAUACACUGCCACAUACAUACUUACAGAUAUACACACAUUCAUAAGCACAGACACGAAAACACUGGCGCAGAUGCACACACACACUUAUAGACAGUGACACAUGCACACCUUGACAUACAGAUACACAGCCUGGCACACACCAUUUUUUUUUUUUAAAUAUAUUUGCAGUCCUGUUAGCAUACCUGUUAGCACUCCCGGCUGCUGCCUCCAGCAUGGUGUCUUCUAUAUGAAGCUGGGAGGAAGUGACCAUCCGUCAAUUCCUCCCAGCUUAGCAUAGCAUACUACGGGUGCCAGGUCACGCAAUUAAUCAGCUGUAGCGCUAACCAGGUCCCUAAGUGCAUGGGUCACCCGAUGGGCAAUUCAUCGCGGAUCCCCAGUUUUGUGUCCGUGGAACACCAAUUGGGAAACGCUGCUAUAAACUGUUUCUCUCCAACCCUUUGGUGGGGGGAGAACGUUUCUAUGUAAAAUGUUAAAUUGGGCACUAUAGAAAAGGUCCCCCCUUCUCAGAUUGCAGUAUAACUUGCACACAAAAAAAGCAAAAAGAAAUUGUAAUUUAAAAAAAAAAAUUUUAAUUUUUUUUUUUUAACUUUCCAAUGCAGUGCUGGGCAAAAUGAUCUUCCAUGCACUCUGAUAUCAAAGGAGCAUCUGUGUUCAAUAGAAGGUGGUGGGUGGGAGGUCAGUGUCAGUCUCACGUGCUAAGGGUAAACUAGACCCCAGCACACAAUUAACUCUGUAUGUGCAGUGUUUCAAGCAGAAACUUUUUAUACCAAGACCACCAUAAUCACUUAAAAUCAUGGAUGUGGACGUGGUGUUUAGAGUAACCCUUUAAUGGGACAUUACCAUUCACUCUUUUUAUAACAUUAGAGGUUGCUGAUCUUUCAGUGCUUAAUAGGUCCAAGGUUUCAGUUUGAGGGUCUUCCCUUGCUCUUAUUCUGCAUAGCAUUCUUUGGGAGCUCUGAUAUAUAGCGAUCUAGUUUGCUGUUGAAGAGCACACUGCAACACUGAUUCUUUUGUAUCUUAUUCCAGACUGUUUGUCUCCCAGUAUAUUGCACCUGUACCUGCCAGUAAUGGGCGCUAAGGAAGUGGAACGGCAGGUAGAUUGGCCAAAAAGGAACAUCAACUAGGGUCUGGUUCAUCCAUGACAGGGGCCAGAUCUGCCUCCAAUGGGCCAAUAGUAAAUGGUUAACAUUCAGAAAGGAAAAGCUACAUUUUGCUCAGCGCAAGUCCAGUUUUUGUAACUUUGCUAGACUGGGAAAUCUCUUUAUCAGACUGAGUGGACUUAAAGAUUUUUUGUUUUUUUACCUUACACCCGUUUAAAUUGACUUCUUUUGGUUAUCUGUGUAGUUUGACUAUUUUUGUGGUCUAAUCCACCAUUAUGUUGAUUCCUCUCUAACCCCAUGUUAGGACCUUAAUGGGACAUCCUAUGCCUGUUACCCACUCCCUCCUUAUCUAGAAGACACAAACAUCUGCUUGGAUGAUGACCUAGCGACUCCUUCCUCUCCCUCCCUGCAGAGAGAUGUCUGCUUCCACCUGCUAAAGCUCUAUAGUGACCGGUAAGUCCACCUCAUGCUCUACUGGUAGAAUUUUACUGUCCUUGUGCAGCCUGCUUCCUUCCCUUAUUCACCUUUUGUCCUAGUAGGUUUCCUGUAAGGCUAUACAAGGUCACAGUAUGGUGUCUGUUUCUGCUCAGAAGUGGCUUCAUUGAAGUUAUAAUAUCAAAUGAUUUUGAAAAGCAGAAUUAAUGUUACAAAUCCUAUUUGGAACAAAGAUGCUUAUCGCUUACUAUAUAUGGAUUUGCAACUUGCUCUGAUCUACAUUAAUAACAGCCUCUUGUGCUGUUGGUAAAUCGUGUCAAAUUUUAAUCUUUUGAUUUUUGGAUAUCCUAGGCAGUACAACCUUGGUCAGCUGUUGGAUCCUAAAAGUGUGACUGCUGAUCCUCUGGAUUAUCGCCUUAGUUGGCACCUGUGGAUGGUCCUUCAAGCCUUACAAUUCACGCACCUUUCUGAAGAAAGACAAGGCGUCCUGCACGCUAGUUACGCUGCACAGCUAGAGAAUGUGGGUCACUGGGAGUGGGCUAUAUUCAUUCUGCUACAUGUCCCUAAAUCCAAGUAAGUGAUGCUUCGCUACAAUAGCUUGCUCUUCAUAUAACCUCGAAUGAACGAAAUUCCAAAUAUUAGGCAAUCACUAGGUCUUCACAUCCUUUCUUGUUGUAUCAUUUGAUCUGAGUGAAAAGGGCAGUGGAGUUGAACUAAGAAACGUACUUCUCUCCCUGUAGAGUAAUGUACUUAUUAUCCAUUCCUGGCGAUGUCUGCUACAUCUUGACGUUAUUUUGAUGCAGUGAGGGCUAAAGUUUGCUUUGAAUUUUGGUGUGCGCACAUCUAAUAAAUGGUAAACGGGUGCAUUUUUUUUCUUUCAUUCUAAGUUUGUAAUCUUUUCUUUAGCAUCCGUGAAGCUGCCAUCCGUGAGCUUCUCAACAGACACUGCAUAUUACGGGAAACACCAGAGUCUCUGGCUAAGGAGACCUUCCUUGUUACCAAGCUUUGCGUCCCAGCGGAAUGGAUCUAUGAGGCCAAAGCAAUCCGUGCAAAGAGGCACAACGAUCGCCAUAAAGAAUCCCAUUACUUGCUAAAAGCUGGCCACUGGAAUGACUGCCACAAGCUGGUGACCAGAUAUCUGGCUUCAGGUAACUGCUUUCCUUGUAUAUCCCUGAAUAUUGUCCUUGGCUGUGCGUGGAAAUGUUCUGGGACCCAUCUCUCCGUUACAUUCCCAUUUAUUUCCAGAUGCCAUAAUCAAUGAGGAUUACAAGUAUCUGAGACACUUCCUAGAUGUACUGGCAUCCCCUGAGCGCUGUAAGCACAUUCAGGACUGGGACACGGCUGGCCAGGUGUACCUGGAUUACACCACUGUCGUAGAAAUGCUCAACUGUAUCCAGCAGGUAAUGUACAAAGAAACACACUACCCCUGGGGCUCCGAAUCUAAACUCACAAGAAAAGUAACACGUUAACUUUCAAAGUAUAUGAAUCUUUAACAUUUAGGUGUUCCUCUCAUUCUCUGAGCUCCAAAUUGUAGGGAAUUGAGAAACAAAUUGCAAAAUAUCUGCGUAAAUAGAACAUUUAGAAAAUUCUCCUCAUUGAUCUGUAGUCACGGUAUAAGUGACAUACACAGCUGGAAAUCUACAAAAAAUAAGCAGCAACAAGUGUAAUGUUAGGGAAAUACUGAAGUGCUUGAUCUUCAUCUACACUAACAAUAUUACACGGUUUGCUGAUUUUCCAUUUUGUUAUGUAUAAUGUAUGUUUAAAGAGGCACCAUCUGAAAAGGUCUCUUUAGGGAAGCUGUGUACUCAUAUUAUCUGCUAAAGCAAAGUGUGUUAGUUCACUGCGCGAUUAUUUUAGCCAUAGUCUUUAUUACAUGCUUUUCAGUUAACUAAAUUUGCUUUUGAGUGUAUAAACACCCAAACUAAUUGUCAGGAAUUUGACUGAAAUCUCCCAAAUUGCAGAAAUUUUAAAAUAGUCCAAAAUCAUGUUUUCAAAUGUGUAACAGACUUGAACAAUUGGGCCUGUUGUGCUGGCCUUUUUUAAUUUACAUUAAAUUACCUUUACUUUAGUUUGCUGUGAGCUUGUGCUAUGUCCUUGUCCUGAUUCCCUGGACAUUGUGCUGGCAGGUCAGAGCCGUAACACGUUAAAUGCAGUAAGAACGAGGAGAAAGGGAGUCCAGCAAAGACACACUGUACACUUUGGGAGAUAAGUGCAUUUUUCUGUAAAGGAAAUGGAACGAGGGAGGCUUAACCCCUUAAGGACACAUGACGUGUGACAUGUCAUGAUUCCCUUUUAUUCCAGAAGUUUGGUCCUUAAGGGGUUAAAGGGAAAAUAUGGUGCCAGGAUAGUGCACGCGUCCUGCGUAAGGGGUGACUUACUUUCUGUGACAUCUAUCGAUCUCUGGUAGACCGUCACUAGAGGUGAACUUAUCCCUGGCAGGUUAUUAUUGCAGUUUAUCAAACUGCAAUAAUUACAAUUGCAUGGCUAAGAGGACGGGGGCACUGCACUUCAUUGAGGUCUGGGUGCAUAUAGUGUCACUUUAACCUGUUAAAUACAGAUCCAGUGUUUUUGAGAACCCUACCUAUGAGACCCAUAAGAUCAGAAUUGGUUUUACAAUGUAGAAUAAACGCUCAGUCCUGAAACUGGCAUCAAGUUAUCUGAAUGUGCAAACGAACGGAUCUACUUUCUGUGUGUGAAUCUUCUUUGCUUUCUUUCAGGCUGAUUAUUCAGGCUGUGAACUGGAGAGAUUACACACCAAAGCAACGUCUCUUUGUAACCGGGUGGAGCAGAUCCCCUGCUAUAAUGCCAAAGAUUGCUUGGCGCAGUCGGGUAAGAGGCGGCUCAGUGGCUAACUGCCAGUCACGGUCAGAUCAGCCUUUCACCCUUCUGAAACUGUUCAAUUGAGUCUGACCCCAGGAUUUCCUUGAUUGACAUCAUGUUUCUGUGCCCUUUUGACUGGGCUUUGAAAAAUAAAGUGGACUGUACAUUCUCACUGCCAUCAGAUUGUCCUAUCACUUAUUCUUUAUCUCUCUAUAUGGUAGAAUAAAGCAUGCUGGUCCUGGUGUGUUAGGGGUGAAAAUGUCACUUAUAUCCCUUAUGGUUACUAUAAAUUUAUGCUAUAACAUUUUGAGAUCCGUAAAUGCAUCAGCUACUUGUAACCGAUGCACUAAAAUAACUUUGUUAAUGAAGUGAUUGGAAUACAAAGAUUUCCCCUUCAGCUUUUUUGAAUGCUGCUAGCAAAUGCAGAAGCAUUGAUUCUCCGUAAAUGUCAGAAUGUCUGUACUUGUCUGAAGCCUUACUGACAGUUGGUGGCCAGUGAUAGCUUGCUUGUCUGAAGCAUAUCACUGUUGCUCAGACUAAUACUUCGGAGUUUAACGCUGAAGGGAAAUCCUCCUGCUUGCAGACUAUUCAAUGAAUUUAAUCACGGGGAAAUCCUAAAAAAGCUUUAAUUGAUUUCCCCUCACAGCAUGUGAGUUAUAAUUAAAUCUAUUACUAUCCCCUGUUCUCAGUUAAUUAGCUGUGAAUGUUUCCGGUCUGUCGCAGCCUGUGUGUGCGCUAAAAAACCUCUUGCGUUAUUAAUGUUGAAGUAACUAAAUGUGCAAAUAUCUGAAGUAAUGCGACGAUAAAGCAGAUUAUGAAGAACUUUAAAUUAUUUUAAUGACUUAAUGUUUACACAUUUUGUUUCCAGAGAUGGCCAAGCGUGUCGCCAACAUCCUCAGAGUUGUCCUUCGUUUGCAGCAUUCUCCAGAAUCCAUGUCUGAUGACUUACCAGAUGCCAAUCGUGUUCCAUUUAAACUGCUUGUCCCCCCUGUUGGCCGUCUCCCGAUGCCAGAGGACUAUGCCCUGGAGGAGCUUCAUACCUUAACUCAGUCUUAUUUGAGAGAACUGACUGUUGGCGGACAUUAA